GCAUGACAUGACAGUCGCACAUGCAGGCUGCUUGCACUGCCAUACACCCCCUCCAAAUGUUAUGGAAUUUAUCUAUGAUAACUACGUGAUAUUGAAAUCUAGCAGCCGUGUUUCUUGAAACAUUCCAAAUCGAAUGUAUAGGUACCUACCUAAACUAUGGUAUAUUAGGUAGCCUUAGUACUUGUACUCCUUAAGAGAUCCAUUACAUUAUAUCUCCUCAUUUAGUACCAUCCAACCCGGUUCCCUAGGACUAUGAGUGGCUAUAGCGAUGAUGCUGCCAGCAGGACCAGCUCGUCCACAGAUAGCGCAUUCCGUGAUAGUUUCGGCAGCCUCGCCGAUCGAAUCACUCUACGAGUCGGCGAACGUCGAUUCACCACCCUUCGCGAAACCCUUAUCCAAAGCGAGUAUUUCGCAGCGCGCCUCUCCGGGAGGUGGAAUGACGCCGAUGAAGAUGGCUCUUACUUUAUCGAUGCCGAUCCGGCCCUCUUCGAGCACAUCCUUAGUUAUCUUCGGAGCGGGAAUUUCCCAGUCUUCUUCGACAGCAGCACGCUUACCUUCGACCACGCCAAGUACUUAUCCCUGCUAGGCGAGGCCCGAUACUUUGGCAUUCGCAAACUAAUCGACUGGAUCGAAAAGAAGAAAUAUAUAGACGUUGUUGAGAUCACGAGAUCAGUGAUCGUUGAUGAUGAUGUUACUAGUGCAUCGAUGCACUCUCAUAUGAGCGGAGUGUCAGGGGAUAGCAAAGUUGACCUCUCAACUUCAUGGGGCUUUAAAAAGAUAUAUCUUUGCCCAAUGGGCUUCUCCUCUCAUCAUGGAAAUCCUUCCCGAUGUCCAUGCGAAUUGCUUAAGAGACGAGAAGAAGGCGAUAAAUUCAGAGAUGAAUUGGUCCUAAGAGCUGUUGUCACUAUCACCUCCGCAACAUUCAAUCCGGACCGUUGCCUUGGUCAUGGACUGGCUUCGGGAAAUUGAUUGAUGUUAAGCUGGGGUUAUCAUAUGGGAAUAUUGUUAAUGCUGUAAAAAAAAAAAAAAAAAAAAGGCUGUUAUGAUCAAACUAC
Messenger RNA from Daldinia vernicosa, 1055 nucleotides. Its product is annotated as BTB/POZ protein. The coding region runs from base 253 to 969 and encodes 238 amino acids. The record is from RefSeq and is a predicted model, not a curated record. Gene Ontology annotation, biological process: protein homooligomerization. NCBI's taxonomy places the organism in Eukaryota, Fungi, Ascomycota, Sordariomycetes, Xylariales, Hypoxylaceae. The transcript has a single exon. Gene Ontology annotation, molecular function: protein binding.